AUAAGAAUGGCGGUGUGGAUUAAAAUAGGAAAGUCGAAAAUUUCAAAUACAGGAGCGUGGCUUCACUGAUUAAACUCGGAACCUGGAAAUACUGAAAAUUCCAAUUCCGAACGCGAAUAUCUGUUAGAAGAGAGAGAGAAAAAAAAAAAAAAAAUAAAAUAAAAUAAAAGGAAGCGCUCCGAGUGAGUUGACUCGGUAAAGAAAUUUGGGGAUGGGAACUCAGGACGACUUUAUGGCGGAGGACGUGUCCGACUCGGUUCGAGGUAGUGGUACGAGGUCCCCCAGGUUGUUUAUCAAGGAAAUGGUGAUGAGGAACUUCAAAUCCUAUGCUGGAGAGCAACGAGUUGGUCCUUUCCACAAGAGUUUUACUGCCGUUGUUGGACCCAAUGGAAGCGGUAAAAGCAAUGUGAUAGAUGCAAUGCUGUUCGUAUUCGGAAAACGAGCUAAGCAGAUGCGACUAAACAAGGUUUCGGAGCUUAUCCAUAACUCGACUAAUCACCAGAAUCUAGACAGUGCUGGUGUCUCUGUUCACUUCCAGGAGAUCAUUGAUCUGGAUGAUGGAACAUAUGAACCUGUUCCGGGAAGUGAUUUUGUAAUUUCCAGGGUGGCUUUUCGUGAUAAUUCUUCGAAAUAUUACAUUAAUGACCGUGCAAGCAAUUUUACUGAAGUCACGAGGAAAUUGAAGGGAAAAGGAGUUGACCUGGACAACAACCGUUUUUUGAUUCUUCAGGGUGAAGUUGAACAAAUUUCACUGAUGAAGCCUAAGGCUCAAGGACCCCAUGAUGAAGGUUUUCUUGAAUAUCUUGAGGACAUCAUUGGAACAAAUAAAUAUGUUGAAAAAAUUGAUCAAUCGCACACGGAGCUGGAAUCUCUGAAUGAGAAAAGAUCUGGUGUGGUGCAAAUGGUUAAGUUGGCAGAGAAAGAAAGAGAUAGUUUGGAGGAUGUGAAAAAUGAAGCAGAAGCAUACAUGCUGAAAGAGUUGUCACUCAUGAAAUGGCAAGAGAAAGUUGCUAAACUGGCACAUGAAGAUACAAACGCAAAAAUGGUUGAGUUACAAGAUAAAGUGUCUGCUUCAGAAGAAAAUAUGAAGACUGAAAGGGAGAAGAUUCAAGAAAAUAUAAAUGCUUUGAAGGAGAUUGAAUCUGAGCACAAUAAGCACGCGAAAAGACAAGAGGAACUGGAAGAUGAACUCAAGAAAUGUAAAGAAGAUUUUAAGCAAUUUGAGAGGGAAGAUGUUAAAUAUCGGGAAGAUUUAAAACACAUGAAGCAAAAAAUCAAGAAACUAACUGACAAAAUUGAAAAGGAUUCAUCAAAGAUCAGUGACUUAGAAAAGGAGUGUGAAGACUCGACAAAUUUAAUACCUGAACUUGAGGGUAAUAUUCCAGAAUUACAAAAGCUCUUGGUGGAUGAGGAAAGGAGGCUAGAGGAAGUGAUAGAGAAUUCAAAAGUUGAAACAGAGAGAUAUCGCUCUGAGCUUGCGGAAGUUCGUGCUGAAUUGGAACCUUGGGAAAAGCAGCUGAUUGAGCACAAGGGAAAACUAGAAGUUGCAUGUACUGAAAGAAAGCUUUUAACUGAAAAGCAUGAAGCUGGUAGAGCAGCUUUUGUAGAGGCUCAGAAGCAGAUGGAAAACAUAUUGGAAAGGAUAGAAACAAAAACUGCCAGCAUUGCAAAAAUUCAAACUGAUUUAGAGCAGGGCAAACUCGAAGCACUGGAAGCUCGAAAAGUGGAGCAAGAAUGUAUGAAAGAGCAAGAAGCACUGAUUCCUCUUGAACAAGCUGCAAGACAGAAGGUUGCAGAGCUUAAAUCUGUUCAGGAUUCUGAGAAGAGUCAGGGGUCAGUUCUAAAAGCAAUUUUAAAUGCUAAGGAGUCAAACCAAAUACAGGGAAUAUAUGGUCGAAUGGGUGACUUAGGUGCUAUUGAUGCAAAAUAUGACAUUGCCAUAUCAACAGCAUGUCCUGGACUUGAUUAUAUUGUGGUGGAGACAACCAAUGCAGCACAAGCAUGUGUUGAGCUCCUUCGUAGAGAGAAUCUUGGUGUUGCAACCUUCAUGAUAUUGGAAAAGCAAGUUGAUCUCUUAUCCAAGAUGAAAGAGAAUGCAAGCACUCCUGAAGGGGUUCCUCGCCUUUUCAAUUUAGUGAAGGUUCAAGAUGAACGGAUGAAACUUGCUUUCUUUGCAGCACUAGGAAAUACUGUUGUAGCUAAGGAUCUUGACCAGGCGACACGCAUUGCAUAUGGUGGAAACAAAGAAUUUCGACGAGUUGUGACACUUGAUGGUGCAUUAUUUGAGAAAUCUGGUACCAUGAGUGGUGGGGGAAGUAAGCCACGUGGUGGUAAGAUGGGGACAUCUAUUCGAGCCACCAGUGUGUCUGGAGAAGCCAUUGAAAUGGCUGAAAAGGAACUCUCUACCAUGGUUGACAGUUUAAAAGAUCUCCGCAUCAGAAUUUCUGAUGCAGUUAAAAGAUAUCAGGCCUCAGAGAAAGCAGUUGCACACCUGGAGAUGGAAUUAGCUAAAAGCAAGAAAGAGAUUGACAGUCUUAAUUCACAGCACAGUUAUCUUGAAAAGCAACUUGACUCCUUGGAGGCUGCAUCACAGCCAAAGAGGGAUGAGCUUGAUCGUCUGGAGGAGCUGAAGAAUAUUAUUUCUGCUGAAGAAAAAGAGAUUGAUAAACUCAUGCAAGGUUCUAAACAAUUGAAGGCGAAGGCCUCAGAGCUUCAAAGUAAGAUAGAAAAUGCUGGUGGUGAAAAAUUGAAAUCGCAGAAGUCAAAGGUCAAUAAGAUCCAGUCUGAUAUUGACAAAGGUAACACAGAUAUUAAUCGUCAUAAAGUCCAAAUAGAGACGGGCAAGAAAAUGAUAAAAAAGUUAACAAAGGUGAUUGAGGAGUCAAAGACGGAGAAAGAACGACUUAUUGAGCAGAAGGAAAAAUUGCGUGACAAAUUCAAAGAAAUAGAACAGAAUGCUUUUAUUGUUCAGGAGAACUAUAAAAAAAACCAGGAGCUGAUUGACAAUCAUAAAGAUGUUUUAGACAAGGCAAAGUCUAAGUACAACAAAAUGAAAAAGACUUUGGAUGAAUUGCGAGCAUCAGAGGUUGAUGCAGAAUAUAAAUUACAAGACAUGAAGAAGCAGUGUAAGGAGUUGGAACUGAAGGGGAAGGGUUACAGGAAGAGGCUCGAUGACUUGGAGAUUGCCCUUAGAAAGCAUAUGGAGCAAAUUCAGAAAGAUUUGGUGGAUGGUGAAAAACUUGAAGCAACCUUGACGGAUGAAACUCUCAGCAAGGUUUGUGACCUUAAAAGGGCCCUUGAAACGGUCUCACUGCUGGAGACACAAUUGAAAGAGAUGAAUCCAAAUCUUGAUUCGAUAGCAGAGUAUCGGAGGAAGGUUUCACUGUACAAUGAACGAGUUGAGGAUCUUAACUUGGUCACUCAACAGCGAGAUGAUAUAAAGAAGCAAUAUGAUGAAUGGAGGAAGAAGAGGUUGGACGAGUUCAUGGCAGGAUUCAAUGCGAUAUCAUUGAAGCUAAAGGAAAUGUACCAGAUGAUCACGCUCGGAGGUGAUGCAGAACUUGAAUUGGUGGACUCCCUUGAUCCUUUCUCUGAAGGUGUUGUAUUCAGUGUCAGACCGCCAAAGAAGAGCUGGAAGAACAUUGCAAAUUUAUCUGGUGGCGAAAAGACUCUAAGCUCAUUAGCUCUUGUUUUUGCACUGCAUCACUAUAAGCCUACACCUCUCUAUGUAAUGGAUGAAAUUGAUGCUGCUCUGGACUUCAAGAAUGUUUCUAUUGUGGGACAUUAUGUGAAGGACCGAACAAAGGAUGCUCAGUUCGUAAUCAUAAGUCUUAGGAACAAUAUGUUCGAAUUGGCUGAUAGACUAGUGGGGAUUUACAAAACUGAUAACUGCACAAAGAGCAUCACCAUCAAUCCCGGGAGUUUUGUGGUGGGUGAACAAGCGGCUUGUUGUGUUCACAUUAUGCAUGGGAGAGGCGUCCCAUGCGAUAAGGAUUCUUUAUUAUAAGAUUUAGAUUUGAAUACUUUUGGUUCGUCUGUAGGCUGUAAAAUUUAUGUUAUGUAUAUAAUGGUUAAAAUGUGUAGAUCUCGACGAUGAUACAAGCAGAACAUAGGAAACAUCGUCAUUAUUUAUUAUACAUAUAUAUUAUACAGAUGGGUGGUCCGUCUAAGAAACAGAUUGGCAUAUUCCAAUAGUAGGUUGGAAGAUGCCCUGUUUCAUAGGUACAAUCACAGUAAACUAUUCAUACCGAAUUGAGUGGUUGUUCUUUAGUGUCUAAGUGUUGUUCAUUGCUCCUCA
Messenger RNA from Ziziphus jujuba (common jujube), 4297 nucleotides. Its product is annotated as structural maintenance of chromosomes protein 4. Gene Ontology annotation, biological process: mitotic chromosome condensation. Lineage: Eukaryota; Viridiplantae; Streptophyta; Magnoliopsida; Rosales; Rhamnaceae. Gene Ontology annotation, cellular component: chromosome. Gene Ontology annotation, molecular function: protein binding; ATP hydrolysis activity; ATP binding. The record is from RefSeq and is a predicted model, not a curated record. The transcript is spliced from 28 exons. The coding region runs from base 212 to 4006 and encodes 1264 amino acids.